AUGUUUGACUUAUCUUCGGUAGAGAGUAAUUAUUCUACUUUUGUUAAUCAAACUCGAAAUUACUUAACUAAUUGCUUAAUUGGCAAUGCUCACUUGACCGGUGAAGGAAGUUUAUUAGAAUAUUUUGACGAGAUUAUUGAAGAGGUUAUCGAAAGAGGAGAAAUUGCUAUCAUUGAAUAUCCCAACACCAAAGAAAAAUUUUUAGCUAUUCCGAGAAGUAAAAACCAAAACUUACUCCGAGAGCCUUUAAAUUUAGAAUUUCAGUUAUUAGAUAACAGUAAUAUCAUAUUAGACGGAAAAGAAGUCGAAAAACUAGUCAAUAUUUUAAUCCAAAUGGAAAAAGAAAUCUUUAUGAAUGAAAAAGGUAUCAUGGUUACUCUGCCCCAAUGGCCUGAUGAUGAGGAUGUUAGUCUAAUUAUGAAAUCUUUCAGUAAAAAACCUUUCUUUUUCAUGUGCUUGCCCAAAAGCCAGCAAGGCAAUCCCAAAGAGGGCAAAUUAGGGAUUGCUCCUCAUCAGAUUAAGACUGAAUUUUGA
Ambispora leptoticha is the source of this 534-nucleotide messenger RNA. The record is from the annotation of a GenBank genome assembly. Lineage: Eukaryota; Fungi; Glomeromycota; Glomeromycetes; Archaeosporales; Ambisporaceae.